Molecule: messenger RNA, 1859 nt
Organism: Quercus robur (English oak)
Lineage: Eukaryota; Viridiplantae; Streptophyta; Magnoliopsida; Fagales; Fagaceae
Product: protein TRIGALACTOSYLDIACYLGLYCEROL 1, chloroplastic
Exons: 4
Coding region: 585-1550 (321 amino acids)
Biological process (GO): phospholipid transport
Cellular component (GO): ATP-binding cassette (ABC) transporter complex
Source: RefSeq, a predicted model, not a curated record
AAACAAAACCACGUUACCCAACCUUAUUUAUCACACCUCUACUCUCUUUUUUGUCUCAAACUCUCUCCCUCUGCAACAUCACUGUUGCCUCACCAUCACUGGAAAGAAGUCGCCGGAGAGAAGACGCCGGUGACUCCGCCCCCCACUACUGUCAUCAGGGCACCAGCAGGAAACGCAGUGAACACACUACACAACACAACACAACACAACACAAUCACAGCCAAGCCACCCUCUGCAGCCUCACUCCCAAAUGGUUCUUAUACUUUUUUUUUAGAUUCAGGUUUCACCCUCAAUUGAGACAACUAUUGCUUGGUCUCACAGCUGUUUGGCUACAGUAUUUUUAGAAGAGCCCAUUCCACCCAAUGAUAUUGGGUUCCGUAAUUUUUUGAGGUAUUGUGACACAGAUUACAGAAUCUUUGUCACCUGUCUGGCUCUCUCUCUCUACCAUACAAACGCCUGAAAUCAGAUUAUCAACAGCUGGAAACUAUGCAGACUGUUUCACAUCUUCAUUCAUCCUUGUACUUCUCUAACAGUUUUAAACAAUUUGCAGAAGAAACACUAUAAAUCGAGAUAGGCAGACAAAAAUGCAAUACUCUUAUCAACAUCGCUUUGCAGUAAGACCUUCGACUUAUAAAUUUCUAAUGCCUGUGCCACCAACUAGAUUGUGUGCUAUUCCCAACGAAGGUGAUGGUUACCCAUCUGCCCAUGUGUUAGAAGAAGAUACAAAUACCAACCACGCACCUAAUCUGGAACCAGAGACUUUAUUUAGCAAAUGGUCACCACCUAGGUAUCUGUGGAGGGGAUUGACAGUUCCUAUACUGGCAGGGCAGGUUAUUAUCAGGACAAUAAAGGGAAAAGUCCACUGGAGGAAUACUAUCCAACAGCUGGAGAGAGUUGGGCCAAGAUCAGUGGGUGUCUGUCUUCUAACUUCAGCUUUUGUUGGGAUGGCUUUCACCAUCCAAUUUGUUAGGGAAUUCACCAGAUUGGGAUUAAACAGAUCUAUUGGUGGGGUAUUAGCACUGGCCUUCUCAAGGGAACUGAGCCCCGUGGUUACAUCAAUAGUUGUUGCAGGGCGAAUUGGAAGUGCAUUUGCAGCAGAGUUAGGAACAAUGCAGGUUUCUGAGCAAACUGACACAUUAAGAGUCCUUGGGGCAGACCCUGUUGAUUAUCUUGUGACUCCUAGGGUAAUUGCCUCCUGUAUUGCGCUGCCAUUUUUGACUCUUAUGUGUUUCACAGUGGGGUUGGCAUCUAGUGCGCUCUUGGCUGAUAGUGUUUAUGGGAUUAGCAUUAACAUUAUCUUGGAUUCUGCCCAGAGAGCGCUUAAAGCUUGGGACAUAAUUAGUGCAAUGAUAAAGUCGCAAGUGUUUGGUGCAAUAAUAUCUGUUGUGAGCUGUGCAUGGGGGGUUACUACUUUGGGAGGUGCUAAAGGUGUUGGGGAGUCUACUACUUCAGCUGUGGUUAUCUCACUUGUUGGUAUAUUUAUGGCUGACUUUGCACUCUCUUACGUCUUCUUCCAAGGUGCUGGAGAUUCACUUAAGAAUUGCGUAUAAACAGUUGGUGAGUCUGUUGUUUAAUGGGAGUUUCUGCCAUUCUUGUCAGUCAAUGGAUAUUGCCUAGAAUUUAGAUGAGCAAAACACACAUCAUGUAUAAAUAGUUGCUACUUUAUGAUUUUUAGCCAUGUGCAUUCCAGCUUGAUUUCCCCUUCCUAUUACUUUAUUUUUUAAGGUAGAAGUGUUGGGGAUGUCGCUUCCCCCAUUAUAUGUUGACUUCCAUAUUUGUUGUUUAAGGACUUCUAUGGGCAACGUUGAUUCCUCCUUUUUUAAUAUUCAAGACAAGAUGAAUAAGGGGAUUUUGGUUAA